Molecule: messenger RNA, 815 nt
Organism: Drosophila willistoni
Lineage: Eukaryota; Metazoa; Arthropoda; Insecta; Diptera; Drosophilidae
Product: serine/threonine-protein kinase ATM-like
Exons: 2
Coding region: 260-649 (129 amino acids)
Source: RefSeq, a predicted model, not a curated record
UUGCAACUCAAUUAUCCACUUCCAAUUCGGAGCAACUGUUUAACAAAAGGCAAACGGAACUGGAUCUGAAAUAUGGUAAUUUCGCUUGCAAAGAGUAAACUAUCUCACAUCAAAUUGCCUUUUUUAAGAUGGCCGGAACGCGAGCUAGUCGUAGAUGCAACGGUCUUACAAGGAGAGUCCCAUAUAUAUGUAUCUGCUGAAAGGAAUUGCUGAAUGUUAAAGUGCUGGGAAGUUAAAUCUAGCCAGCAAGUAUAUAGCCAUGCUACGCGAUCUAACUGGAAUAAAUGAAUUGUCCAAGACAACCAUGUUGUUAGAAGAUGCUGAUGUUAACAUAAGGACUGGUAAUCACAGAAUAGCCAAGGCCAUUCUAAAUAAUAUGGAGGCAAACAAGGAGUUCAAGUAUUACUUACAGCGUGUUCCAGCGUUGCGCAUGCGGGGCAAAUUUUUCAUGGACUCUAAUGCAGGAAGUCUAUCAUCCGUGCUUCAUUUGAAAUUAAAUGCUUCUCUCAAACUGCUUAACGAUUUUGUCGAACAUAAGGAUACGUUGCAGGAAAAAUUUCCACAAAUUUUUAUAUGGCAAGAGUUUGCUGCUUUUGAGAAUGAGCUUCGUAAGCCUGCCUAUGCGAAAAUAGCCAAAUAUGCGGAUUGAGAACAUCAACAGCUGCAUCUACAAUCUAACUCGUAAAACGACAUUGUUACCAGUUACUUAAUGCGAAUUGUUGUUUCUUUUACAAUAAAAGAAAAUUAAAGUGCGAAAAGGUCAUAUUAAUCUUAAACUUAAUCUUAAAACGAUAAACUAUUUAGUAUGAUAGGUC